Molecule: messenger RNA, 2826 nt
Organism: Pseudoliparis swirei
Lineage: Eukaryota; Metazoa; Chordata; Actinopteri; Perciformes; Liparidae
Product: protein phosphatase 1 regulatory subunit 29
Exons: 2
Coding region: 1-2826 (941 amino acids)
Cellular component (GO): plasma membrane
Molecular function (GO): protein binding
Source: RefSeq, a predicted model, not a curated record
AUGCAGGGUGCUGCUACCACCUCCACUCUACUUUUUCUUAUUCUCCCCUCCGUCCUAUUCUUCUCCUUCUUUCCCCAAAUGAUCAAUGGAGACUGCUGGCUCAUUGAGGGGGACAAAGGCUAUGUGUGGCUGGCUAUCUGCAGUCAAAACCAGCCGCCGUACGAGACUAUCCCCCAGCACAUCAACAACACUGUCCAUGACUUGCGAUUGAAUGAGAACAAGCUGAAAGCAGUGCUCUUCAGCUCCAUGUAUCGCUUCACGAACCUGACGGACCUCAACCUCACCAAGAAUGACAUCGGCUACGUCGAGGAUGGAGCCUUUGCGGGACAAGCCAACCUACAGGUUCUUCAGCUGGGUUACAACAAGUUGACAAACUUAACUGAGGGUAUGAUGAGAGGGCUCGGCCGCUUGCAAUGCCUCUUCCUCCAGCACAACCUCAUUGAGGUUAUUUCUAGCAAUGCAUUCUGGGAGUGCCCCAGUCUCAGCAGCAUUGACCUGUCAUCCAACAAACUUGGACGCAUUGACCCGUCCACAUUCACAGUUCUCAGCCGGCUGAUGGUGUGUGAACUGGCAGCAAAUCCAUUCCAUUGCGGCUGUGAUCUGUACAGCUUCAUCACCUGGUUGGAUAGCUUCAACAAUGUAACACACACCUACGAUCGCCUCCAGUGUGAGACGCCCCGGGAGAUGUUUGGCUACCCCUUACUAAUCGCGGCUGGGCAUGCUGGUCGGAAUGCCAAAAACAUCUUGUACCAUCACUGCCGAGAUGGAGUGAUGAUUCCUGGAAUGACCUCUCUCCCACCAGAUCUGGAUGGUCCUUCCGGGAUUGGACCUGAGAUGUUUGGAGGUGUGGGGCCCACCACGUCUUCCUCAUCAACUGAAAACAGCUUCAUUCCCAGCAUCAAGCUCCAUCAUGUCUCUUUGUCAUCAGCCUCUCUUCUCGUGCAAAUUCCAAGGCCCUACAGCAAAAUGUAUAUUCUAACACAAUACAACCACACGUUUGUGUCCGAUGUCAUGAAUUUGAAAAACACAAAGGAGAUGAUCACCCUUAACAAGCUCAAGCAACACACCAAUUACACCUUCUGUGUAGCAUCCAUCCGGAACUCUCAACGUUACAACCACACCUGCCUUCAGUUUUCCACCCGCUCCCAAAUUCAAGAUGAAAUGCUCCCCACACCUUCCACCGCGACUCACUAUAUAAUGACCAUUAUCGGCUGCCUUUUUGGCAUGCUCAUUGUGUUAGGCAUCGUCUACUAUUGUCUACGUAAGAAACGGAGGCGUGAAGACAAGAGGAAGUCCAUCUGCGUCAAGAAAACGAUAUUGGAAAUGCGCUAUGGACCAGAGGUAGCGGCAGCAGUGGCAAAUGAUCCAUUGGCAGUCCACAAGCUUCAGGAGCAGUCCAGAGAGCAUCACCAGUAUCAGCACCAUCACGGAGGCAAACUUCCCAUGUCCGCAUCCUCUAGCUCCGGAAUGCUCCACUCAGCCAAUACCAGUUCCUCCAGACUUUCUUCUAUCCCGCAAGUGGAAAAGAUGGCAACUGCAUUUUCAGAGGCCAUCGCUACAAGUAAAGGAAACUAUAUGGAUAUCAGAACUGGAGGGGCAGGGAUGGAGAGGGUGGGAGAUGGUGGGCAUGGAGGGAUGGAUUUGAGGGACGAUGAUGGAACUGAUGUUGGUGAUGACUCCGAUGAUGACGGACAUGGCUCAGCGUCAGAGAUUUCCACUAUUGCCAUGGAGGUGGAUAAGGUUAACCAGAUAAUUAACAACUGCAUUGAUGCUCUCAAACUGGAUGCAGCAGCAGUUGCUGCUUCAGGGGCCUCUACUCACCCUACAGCCUGCUCUAAUCCCACCUCCCCUCCCCCAACCAGCGCAUCCUCCCUUACUCGUGGCCUAAUCCCACUCUCCCAAGGGGUGACAGAGAAGUGCCAAGUCCUAACUCCGAACAAAAUACCCUCUCCGCCUCCACUCCCUUCCUUGAAUGCCCCUCUCUCUGAGCGCCCAGGGAUCAGUGGUGGUGGCUUUGUCAUCACACCCCCCUAUAGGCCCCCUCCACCAGCCACAGACGUAUGUCCCAUUCAACGGCAAAUGAGUGCAGAUGCAGCUGUGGUUAUUGUAAAUGCUGUCAAGAAACAGUGCAGCACCACGUCUUGUGGCUCUAUGAGUCGGGAUAGGGAAAGUGGAGGAGCACGGGUCUAUAGCCUGGAUGUUCCUGAGCCUCGGAGCCCAGAUGCCUGUAAUCAACAACAGCAGCAGUACCCAGACCGGCACAGUCCUGUGGGCUGCGGUGAGCCCCUGGAGAGGCUGCCCUUAGUCAGGAGUGGGAGCUGCUGUGGAGGGGGUGGUGGUGGUUGCGACAGUGGUGGUGUUGGUGCCCAACAUCAGGAAAACCAGAAGCCCCACCAUUACCAUCAACAGCAACAAAUCCAGCAGCAGCAGCAGCUAGAGGUGCAGCAAGACUACCACUGCUCGGAGCACCGCCACUCCGUCCCAGCUCUAUAUUAUGAAGGGUCCCACCAAGGCUCCCCAGCCCAGAAGGUUUCCUUCCUGAAGCCCCUGACACGCUCCCGCAGGGAUGCGGCCUCUUACUCCCAGCUUUCGCCUGCCCGCCACCAUUCCAGUUACUCUGGCUACUCCUCCGGCCCAGAGUACUCCUCAGAGAGCUCACUGCGGAUCUGGGAGCGAUUUCGUCCCUACCGAAAAGGUCAGCGCGAUGAGGCUUGCUAUGUGUCGGCCGGAAACGCCCUUCGAAAAAAGGUGCAGUUCGCUAAAGGCGAGGACCUGCAUGACAUCCUUGAUUAUUGGAAGGGGGUGUCAGCUCAGCAGAAGCUGUGA